Messenger RNA from Cornus florida, 2642 nucleotides. Its product is annotated as probable galacturonosyltransferase 4. The record is from RefSeq and is a predicted model, not a curated record. Lineage: Eukaryota; Viridiplantae; Streptophyta; Magnoliopsida; Cornales; Cornaceae. The transcript is spliced from 10 exons. The coding region runs from base 214 to 2205 and encodes 663 amino acids. Gene Ontology annotation, molecular function: polygalacturonate 4-alpha-galacturonosyltransferase activity.
CCAGUGAUUGUGGUUUCUCUCUCUUAUUACCACAUCCUCAUCUCUCUCUAUCUAUCCGACCCCUCUCUCUCUACUCUGGUACUAACGCGUGGCUUGAAGAAAAGCAAAAUUUCGAUUUGAGAGAGGGAUUUGCUUCAUUGAUUUUGCAGAUUGGUCUUGUAAUUAGGGUUUUUUGGGGCGGUGGUGGUGGUGGUGGUGGUGGUGGAGCGAAAGAUGAAGCUGAGAAAGCCGGUGGUGUUCUUGCUGUUGGUCACCGUUGUAGCCCCCAUUGUUCUGUACACUGACACACUAAGCUUCAAGACUUCCCGCUCUAGAAGUGAAUUUGUAGAAGAUGUUUCGACUUUUACAUUCGGUGGGGAAAUCAUGCCACUCAAUGUACUCCCGCAGGAGUUAUCAGUAACCCUAAAAGAGCCACAGGGGAUUGUUUAUUCGGAGAAUUCUAGCAAAUCUCUUUCGGAUUCCGAUGGAGAGAGCACUCACAAAAGUAGACAACUCACUGAAGAAUCAAUGGAGCACCAAACCAGUGGAGAUGACCAUUCUGUAGAGGUUAACCCGAUAAAGCAGGUGACUGAUGGAGUUCAUGAAACAAAUCAGGGUGACAACAUCUCUCUGAAAGCUGAACCAACAGGCGAAAAGGAAGGCGGGGAGAAACAAAGGGACAAGGAGAAAGAAGUGAAAUCAAGGGCAUCUGAGCAGAAAUCGGAUGUUGCCACUAAGAACAUGGAAAUAAAACGUGACCAACCAUCUUCCCGAACCACUGCGAAAGUUGCAAUCAAAGAACCUAUAAGGACUAAAAGUGAGAAACAGAAUGAUCAAACAGUUUUUCCAGAUGCUCGUGUUCGGCAGCUUAAGGAUCAGCUUAUCAGGGGAAGGGUAUACCUUUCCCUUGCAGCUACAAGAAACAAUGCUCACUUUAUAAGGGAGCUCAGGCUACGGAUGAAGGAAGUUCAACGAGUGCUUGGAGAUGCUAGCAAGGAUUCUGACCUACCAAGAAAUGCCAAUGAAAAAUUGAGGGCAAUGGAGCAAACAUUAGCAAAAGGCAAGCAAAUUCAAGACGACUGUACUGCUGUCGUAAAGAAGCUUCGUGCCAUGCUUCACUCUUCAGAAGAGCAGCUGCGAGUCCACAAGAAGCAGACAGUGUUUUUGACACAUUUAACUGCUAAAACACUUCCUAAAGGUCUUCAUUGUCUUCCUUUGCGCCUUUCAACCGAGUACUUCAGCUUGAAUUCGUCUGAACAGCACUUCCCGAACCAAGAUAAACUAGAAGACCCCAGUCUGUACCACUAUGCACUAUUCUCAGAUAACAUAUUGGCAGCAGCAGCAGUUGUAAACUCAACAGUUUCCCAUGCCAAGGAUCCUUCAAAGCAUGUUAUCCACAUUGUUACUGAUAGGCUCAAUUAUGCAGCAAUGAGGAUGUGGUUUCUGGCAAACCCUCCAGGCAAAGCUACGAUAGAGGUGCAAAAUGUUGAAGAAUUUACAUGGUUAAAUUCAAGUUAUAGUCCGGUUCUCAAGCAGUUGGGGUCGCCAUCCAUGAUAGAUUAUUACUUUAGGACUCGUCGUGCUGAUUCUGAUUCAAAUUUGAAAUUUCGGAACCCAAAGUACCUCUCAGUCAUGAAUCAUCUCCGGUUUUACCUGCCGGAGAUCUUCCCCAAGCUCAAUAAAGUAUUGUUCUUAGAUGAUGAUAUAGUGGUGCAGAAGGAUCUCACUGCUCUCUGGUCCCUUGAUCUGCAUGGGAAAGUGAUUGGUGUGGUUGAAACUUGUGGAGAAAGCUUCCAUCGGUUUGAUCGUUAUCUCAACUUUUCAAAUCCUCUCAUUUCAAAACAAUUUGAACCCCGUGCUUGUGGAUGGGCAUUUGGAAUGAAUAUCUUUGAUUUGGAGGAAUGGAAGAGACAAAAUAUCACGGAGGUGUACCACUCAUGGCAGAAACUGAAUCAUGACAGACAGUUGUGGAAAUUGGGGACCCUGCCACCUGGUCUAAUCACAUUUUGGAAACGCACUUAUUCCCUUGAUCGGAAUUGGCAUGUACUGGGCCUAGGUUACAACCCAAAUGUCAGCCAGAAGGAUAUCGAAAGAGCUGCUGUCAUACACUACAAUGGCAACUUGAAACCAUGGCUUGAGAUAGGCAUACCCAAGUUCCGAAGCUACUGGGCAAAACAUGUUGAUUAUGAGCAUUUGUAUUUGCGGGAGUGCAACAUUAAUCCAUAAAAUGGCUCUCAUUGACUCUUUAGAGCAUAAACAUCCUACCAGUGCCAUUUUGACAUAUAUUUUUACAGAUACGCUGAAGUGCAGAUGUACAUGUAAACGAAUGGGAACUAGUUUUUUGGCCAUAAUUCAUUAAGCAGUACGUUAUCUCCUCGAGGUCAUGUAUAUGAUAUUUUUUUAGCUUCACCGCAGCUCCUCUUUUGGUAUCCUUUGCGCCAGUAAUUGCAGGUUCUACGAAGUAUAAGUUUUUUUUUUCCCUUGUAUUGCACCCCCCACUCCCCCACCCAGCGAUCCUUCUCAAGCAAAUACAUACAUUGGAUAACGAAGAAAAAUCUUUGAAUUUAGAAAUGAAUCACAAUGCUUCAUUGCUGCGUACUUUGUAGAUUUUGUAUGUGAGAAGAAAUUGAUAUAUUAGAAUCAUUUGGUAUUCGUUUGGUUCA